GAAGGUCAACCACAAUCACUUUCCGCUUUGGGGCCGCACUGAGCUGUUAUACUCUGUUACGUUAAGUCGCUUCAACAUGGGUAAACCAAUUCUUGGUUAUUGGGAUCUUCGUGGAUUGGCCGAACCUAUUCGGUUUCUUCUACACUACAAGAAGGUGGACUUUGAGGACAAACGUUAUGCUUUUGACACAGACGGAUGGCAGAAGGACAAGUUCAACCUUGGCUUGGAUUUCCCAAAUUUGCCUUAUUACAUAGAUGGAGAUACCAAACUGACUCAGAGUACAGCGAUUUUGAGAUACGUUGCCCGCAAGUAUGGCCUGGAUGGCAAAGAUGACGAUCAGAAACUUCGUGUGUCUAUAGCCGAGCAACAGAUUGUUGAUUUGCGUUGGGGUUUGAUCCUUCUAGUCAUCAGGAGCGAUUACAACGACAACGCCAAAGCUGAGUUUGUCAAGAAGAUUCCAGACAUGCUGAAAUUAUGGGAAAAUUUCAUUGGAGAUCAGAAAUAUCUGACUGGAGAUGACAUAACCUAUGUGGAUUUCAUGGCAUAUGACACCUUCGAUUUUUAUCGGCUGUUCCAUGCAGAAGCCUUAGAUGAGUUCCCGAAAUUGAGAGCUUUCCAGAACAGAAUCAAGAGCUUGCCUGAAUUGCAGGAGUAUUUGAGUUCUUCUACUUACAAGAAGUGGCCUAUUUUCGGACCCAUGGCUAAGUUUGGAGGAGGAGGAGACCCACCAAAGCAUCUUUGAGUAUUUCAUUUCAGUUCUUUCAUAAAUGUAUCUCCUUUAAAAACUGGACACUAUAUCAUGUUCUCAAAAAGUGUUAAUGCACCGCAUGUUUCAAAAUUGACAAUAUAUUUAAAGUGAUAAACAAUCAUGUUCUUGGGAAGAAGAUUUCACUGAUUGACAUUUCAAAAAUUUGAUACAAAAAUCUGUGUAAACCGACAUUAACUUUUGAAAACGAUGUUUGAUUUGUUCGAAAAAAAAUUCUGAUAAUCAAUCACAUUACCGUUGUAAUUGUAAUAAAAUUGCUUCAUUUUUCUA
Argiope bruennichi is the source of this 1036-nucleotide messenger RNA. RefSeq names its product glutathione S-transferase Mu 1-like. The coding region runs from base 77 to 742 and encodes 221 amino acids. The record is from RefSeq and is a predicted model, not a curated record. Gene Ontology annotation, biological process: glutathione metabolic process. Gene Ontology annotation, molecular function: glutathione transferase activity. The transcript has a single exon. Lineage: Eukaryota; Metazoa; Arthropoda; Arachnida; Araneae; Araneidae.